GGCUUUCUUUGAGGAAAUAAGUCCUACACUACCCCUGAUUUUAUUAUAUGUUUAUUGAUUGGUAUUCUGAGUUGAACAUUGGAUUGCCAAAGUAUGCGAACUGAUGAAAUGGAAUAUAAAGGAUACUUAAAAGUCAAGACUCAUGAAUGAAGAGUCUAAGUACUAAGGUACCUAGAGAACCGUUGUGGAACCGUUAUGCUUAUUUCAAGUGGGGCAUCAUGUCCAAUAUUAAAGUUAUGUAAUUUUCUGGCAUCCCUACAAAAGCUUAAGGAAGGUAGGUAGUAGCGAAGUUAGAAUAUGGUGUCACCCGGAAGCCAAGAUUACCGGUAGGAACCACCUACAAUACUUUUUCUCUAUCAUCGCACCAUACGGCACGGUCAACAGCCGGUCUUCCUUCCUCAUCAAUUUUACGGAUUGGCUCCGUGUCGAAUAUCCGCGUCGUGAAGGAGGCCAAGCGAAAAAGACUUCCUCUUAUAAAAGGAGGUCGCUCCUGUGGGAGAAUAAGACGAGACACAAAUUUCAGUAUCAUAUCUCUAACUGCAUAGUUUCGAGCAUGGCGCCCAAAUCGAAGAAAUCAGCGCCUACUCCCGCGCCUGCGCACGACGCUCAUGGCUCUCAUGGUUAUGAAUUUGGUGGCCCAUUUGGUACCGCCGCGAUCACAUUCGGCCUUCCAGUUCUCCUCUACCUAUUCACCUUUGCCUGUAACGAUGUCUCCGGUUGUCCUGCGCCGUCGCUAUUAAGCCCGAAAACUCUAUCCAUCGAACAAUUGAAGGCCGAGGUAGGAUGGCCAGAAGAUGGUAUCUGGGGCCUAGCUAGCUGGAGAGUCACCGGCUGGACUGCGACGUACUACCUUUUCAGUGCCCUUUUAUAUCGUCUUCUACCUGCUACCGAGGUUGAGGGUACAGAAUUAUCGGGUGGUGGCAGACUCAAGUACAGAUUUAACGGCUUCUCCUCCGCUAUAUUUACCCUCGUCAUUUGCCUUGCUGGUACAAUUGCCCAAGGUGCCGAAUUCCCAUUGUGGACCUUCAUUGCCGAUAAUUAUGUACAAAUCCUCACCGCCAACAUCAUCUUUUCCUACGCCCUCGCGACCUUCGUGUAUGUCCGAAGCUUUUCCGUGAAGCCGGGCAAUGCCGAACUCCGACGACUUGCCCCGGGUGGUUGCUCCGGAAAUCUCAUCUAUGACUUUUAUAUGGGACGAGAGCUUAACCCCCGUGUAACGCUUCCUCUCAUUGGUGAGAUUGACAUCAAAGAAUGGACCGAGUUGCGCCCGGGUAUGCUUGGUUGGAUUAUCCUAAAUUGUGCUUUUAUUGCUAAGCAAUACCGCACUUUCGGUUUUGUGACCGACAGUAUUGUCUUCAUUACUAUCGUACAGGCUGUCUACGUUCUGGAUUCCGUAAUCAUGGAACCUGCUAUUCUUACGACAAUCGACAUCAUCAAUGAUGGUUUCGGAUUCAUGUUGUCGUUUGGAGAUAUCGUCUGGGUUCCUUUUAUGUACAGCCAACAGACGCGAUACUUGUCUACAUACCCAUUAACGCUCGGCUGGGCGGGUACUACGGCGGUGUCCGUUGUCCUAAUUGCGGCCUUCUCUAUUUUCCGCCUGAGCAACUUGCAGAAGAACAUUUUCCGCACUAACCCUAACGACUCACGCGUUGCUCACAUCACCUACAUCGAAACCAAGACCGGGUCACGACUAAUGACGUCGGGUUGGUGGGGUAUUGCGAGACAUAUCAACUACCUCGGUGAUUGGUUACAGUCUUUCCCAUAUGCUCUCCCUACUGGCUUCGCUGGCUACGCCAUUUUGUCAGCCGGCACUCAAGCUGAAGGAGCCAUCAAGGCUCUUGAUGGAAGGGAAAUUGUACAAGGCCCUGCCAAGUAUUGGGGUAUGAUCUUUACCUACUUCUACGUUGUCUACUUUGCUGUCUUAUUGGUUCACCGUGACCUCCGAGAUGAUGAGAAGUGCGCGAAGAAGUAUGGUGAGGACUGGGAGAAGUAUAAGAGCAUUGUGAAAUACAGGAUCGUACCUGGUAUCUACUAAGUUGAGCAUGUAGGAUAGGAUGAUCUGAGAAAGGUGGAUGAAGCAGGAUUAAUGCAUCGACGGAUCUUGACACUGGAUCGACGAAAACGCAAAAGAAAAGUGUAUAGUAUAAUGAGUAGGCUGUUAAACGAUAUUAUUAGGAAAAUACAUUGUGUAUCGAAUCGAUACCCCUGAUCAAGACACUGGCCUGCCUACAUACAGGUACCUAGCUGGUAGAUAAGGGGAAGGAAGCAACCUACCCCCGAUAUAUUUGGCAAGAACUACAUUUCUAGGUAUCAAAUAAAAGUACGUAUCUUUCG
Messenger RNA from Hypoxylon trugodes, 2334 nucleotides. Its product is annotated as ERG4/ERG24 ergosterol biosynthesis protein. Gene Ontology annotation, molecular function: Delta14-sterol reductase activity. Bases 554 to 2035 code for a protein of 493 amino acids. Gene Ontology annotation, cellular component: endoplasmic reticulum membrane. Gene Ontology annotation, biological process: ergosterol biosynthetic process. Lineage: Eukaryota; Fungi; Ascomycota; Sordariomycetes; Xylariales; Hypoxylaceae. The record is from RefSeq and is a predicted model, not a curated record. The transcript is spliced from 3 exons.